Oncorhynchus tshawytscha (Chinook salmon) is the source of this 1507-nucleotide messenger RNA. RefSeq names its product TRIO and F-actin-binding protein-like. Gene Ontology annotation, cellular component: actin cytoskeleton. The coding region runs from base 1 to 1389 and encodes 462 amino acids. Gene Ontology annotation, biological process: positive regulation of substrate adhesion-dependent cell spreading; actin filament organization. Lineage: Eukaryota; Metazoa; Chordata; Actinopteri; Salmoniformes; Salmonidae. Gene Ontology annotation, molecular function: actin filament binding. The record is from RefSeq and is a predicted model, not a curated record. The transcript has 8 exons.
AUGAAUGGAAUUGGAGGCAGCAAGAGGACAAUUAGACAAAUACGGUCAGACAAGGAAAGAGAAAACUCUCAGCCUGUGUCGUCUCGCCAGCCUCCCUCUGUGCUCACCUGUGAAGACUCUGACCCUCAAACCACUAUCUCCACCUCCAACCUUUGUCAAAUGGACUCUUUGGCCCCGGAUCUAGAUGACACAUCCCCCAACAUGUCAUCAGACAGUCAGAGAGAGGCAGGAGAGGGCUGGGACAGAGAGCAAGCCAAGCGAUUGGAGGAGAGGAACAGAUGGUUUGAGGGGGCGAUCCCCUUCAGAGAGAUGGGCAGCAGAUGGGACUCUCUGGAUCUGAAGAAAGCCAGCGUACCUGUACCUGUCACUCACACCAUGGACGUGGACGUCAACAAUAAGUGGGUGGAGUUCGAGAGUCUAACAUUCAGGGAGAUGAGCGUGCUGUCUCUGAUUGGUGCACAGACUAAUCAGACCAAUCAGACGAUUCCUAAUCAGACGAUUCAGACGACCAGUGCAACGGUCCUACAGAGGGAGGCGCUAUCACUCAGGCAGCAGGUGGAGUGUCUGCGUAAGGAGCGUGUGGAGAUGGGGAUGGAGGUGGACAGUCUGUGUGGCCCCUGGGCCCCCUGCGGCCAGCGUCUGGAGGCCACGGAGGUGGCCCACUGCAGGGCCCUGAUGGAGCUCCAGGAAAGCCACGCCAGGGAGGUCCGAGAGCUGCAGAGACAGAGAGAGAGCCUACUGCAGGAGGAGAGCCAGGCCACGGCACAAGCAGUUGAGGCCCUGAAGGAGGCUCACAGGGAGGAGCUGGAGAGGGAGGUGGAGAAAGCCAGAAGGAUGACUGAAGGGGGUGGCCAUAUGGAUACUACGCACAGAGGACAGACGCCCCAGGCUGAUGCCCUCCACAGUGAGUUAGACGUUCUGUCAGAGAGAUAUUCCCAGAAGUGCCUGGAGUUGAACCGGGCCGAGCAGAGAGGAGGAGACAGAGAAACAGAGCUGAGCUGGAAGGACAGAGAGAUGGAACAGCUCCGCAGAGAGAACCAGGAACUGCAGGCUCGUCUGACUGAGGAGAUCAGCCACAUGCGCCACUUCAUCACAGGUCAGAGGUCAGGAAACGCCUCCCUUGGCAACUGUGAGCGCAGACCCUCGGAAUUGGAAAUGCUGCUACGAGCAAAGGAGAUUGAGGCUGAGUACCUACAAAAGGAGAUUGGCUGUCUAAGGAAUGAAGUGCAGUCUCUAACUACGGAGAAGCAGAGUUUGUGUGACCGCUACAAAGAGGUGUACGUGGAGCUGAUUGGCAUGAAGGGUCGCAGUGAGCUGGAGAUCAGGGACCUCAGGGAGCACCUGAGACUGGCCAACGCAGCGCUGCAAGAGGAGAGUCGAGACACCUGAGACUGGCUAACGCAGCGCUGCAAGAGGGGAGUCGAGACAACUGAGACUGGCCAACGCAGCGCUGCAAGAGGGGAGUCGAGACAACUGAGACUGGCCAACGCAGCGCUGCAAGAGGGGA